Anopheles darlingi is the source of this 2106-nucleotide messenger RNA. RefSeq lists its product as uncharacterized. The transcript has a single exon. Gene Ontology annotation, molecular function: protein binding. Bases 76 to 1692 code for a protein of 538 amino acids. NCBI's taxonomy places the organism in Eukaryota, Metazoa, Arthropoda, Insecta, Diptera, Culicidae. Gene Ontology annotation, cellular component: nucleus. The record is from RefSeq and is a predicted model, not a curated record. Gene Ontology annotation, biological process: regulation of transcription by RNA polymerase II.
ACACGGUUCUGGGGGAACUUUAGCUAAAAAGUGCUUCUUCGCAUUCCCUCAUUUUGUCUCGAAGAUUCCAUCAAAAUGACGGUAGCGCAACAAUAUUCCCUGAAGUGGAAUGAUUACACUACAUAUAUUACAGGCGCCUUCGACGCGCUGCGCUACGAGGAGGAUCUGGUCGAUGUAACGCUUUUUUGUGAAGGACGUAAAAUUCGCGCCCACAAGGUGGUUCUGUCCGCAUGCAGUGCCUACUUUAAGGAUAUCUUCAAAGAGAACCCUGCCCAGCAUCCAGUGAUCAUAUUCAAAAAUGUUAAGUACAGCGACCUUAUGUCGUUGGUAGAGUUCAUGUACCAGGGCGAAGUGAGCGUCCUACCGGAGUCGCUAUCCUCAUUUCUGCAGACUGCCGAGAUGUUGUCGAUCCGCGGUUUGGCCGACUCGAGCAGCGACCAGCAUCAUCAACAGCGUGCGACGCGCCAUCACCAUAUUCCCAAUACAACGUCCUCCUCGUUGGGCCAGCAAAUUCUGCAGUCCCAGUCCCAGCAGAAUCUAGCAGCUAGUGCAACCGUAACGGCCGAGCCCGUGUACUUCACCUUACCGUCGAGUUCUUCUAUCGUACCACAGUUAAAGAUCGAACAGCAACCUUCUGCAGUAUCGACCUUGCAUACACCUGGGCAUUUGGUGAACAAAAUCACGCUAAAAAGUACAGACAUUAGCAUUCCAAUCGGACAAUCGCAACCACCGCAGCAGCAAACGCCACAACAGCAACUGCAGCAACAGCAGCAACAGCAGCAACAGCAGCAACAGCAGCAACAGCAGCAACAGCAGCAACAGCAGCAACAGCAGCAACAGCAGCAACAGCAGCAACAGCAGCAACAGCAUCAACAGCAGCAACAACAGCAACAGCAGCAACAGCAGCAACAAAAGCAACAGCAGCAACAUGUGACAAAGAUUCAGCUUAAGACUCAAUCUACCCCGAUCGCCAUUGCACAGCGCUCGGCCGUUGGAACGCAACCUCAAACGCAGAUAGUAACUGAACAAACCAACCAGGCGAACUCGCUGCAGGAGCUGGUGGAUAGCGUAGUGACGGUCCAAGGCGCGAAAAAGACGAAGUGCCUAGUGAAACCAAAACCGCAAUCGACGAAACAAACGGUGGCCACCACCUACACCGAAACCACUCCGGGAGCAUCGAGUCAAUCGGACAAUGGAAUUGAGCUGUACACCGGGCAGAGCGGGAAUGAGCAAGUAACGGCCUACACAGAUUCCGCGAACAACGAUGUCAAAAUUGAAAUAUCCGAGUUCAUCAACGUUAACGAGGGAAUCAAUCCCAGUAGCGGCGAUAGUGGUACCUACACACAGCAAGAAAGCUUCGAAAUGGUUGACGAAAAUAUAACUGAGGACCAGGACGAUAAAAUUGAGCAGAACGGCUUCGAAAUGGAAAUUGUCGAUAUGAACGGAAUGUUCCAAAGUGAAACAGGCGAAGACUCGGUAAAAGCGGACAUUCUGGACGUACUUUUGGCCGGUCGUUCGAAGGAUGAGAAGAAGUUCAAAUGCAAAGAAUGCGACAAAGCGUUUGUUACAUGGAAGUCGCUAGCCAUGCAUCGACAUAUUCAUAGGGGAAAUACCAAGUGCCAAAUCUGUGGUGCUGUCCUUUCGCGCACAGCUAAUCUUAAGAGGCACAUGAAGCUCAAGCAUGAACCAUAGGGAGUAUUAGGGAGAUAAAGGCGGAUGAUUGCAUGCCAGUAAAAGCGCAUUUGUAUGAGAAUGUCCCCCCCCCCCCCCAAAAUGCCCUCUUUACCGUGCGUGUGUAUGUGUGCGUUUGAAUAUACUCACCUAUUAUAUUUUAAAUAGUAUUCUAGCGCCGUACUUGUAAACUAGUCGGGGCAACCAGAAAACAAAAUAAUUUCAUGGCGCAAUGCUAUUUACCGGCGGAUGAUUCACAGUUUGACACUAAAAUGCAAAGGACUAAUCUUUUCGUUAAACUUAAUCGACGGGAUUUAUUGUUAUAGAUCAGAUACACUAGCGAUACUUUUGCUACACACUAGUGAAGAGUGUUAAAUGUAGUCAUUUAAUCGAAAGACUUUUAAUUAAAAAAUUGAAUUCUAAUUAAAAAUAAUG